UGAUUACCGGGGGAGGGUGGCUGUCGCCGCAUCCGUCUCUGGUUCGCUGGGAAAGAAACCCUUGUGAAGCAAAGCCUCGUCGAGUACCUCCGCUGCAUUGCUGGCUCGAUGGAUUGAUGAGUAUGAGUACGGAGAGGACACUUAAAAGUAACAUCUUCAGAAUUAGAGUAGUUCUGAAUUAGCUUCGGGUGUUUGCACAGUAACAGAGUUCUGGUAACAUGGAUGAUUUAUUGUCAGCCAUAAUAACACUUCUCCUUUGUACAUUUAUUCAAAACACUACUUGCUUGUGCAAUGUGACCUGCUACACCGACUACAUCAGCUCUUUGAACUGCACCUGCCAAGGCCAAGUGCCUCAGUCACCAUAUGAGUUGGCGAUACCUCGAACAAAUGAUUCAAAUCCUUCAGCUUGUCAACUCAAACAUAAUCGAAAUAUUGGAUCAAUUGAAACAUGGUGUUUACUAAACAUUUCUGACCUUGACGAUUUUUAUACAGUAUGUGCUUAUCCAGAGAACAAAAGCCAUCCUGAACAUUGUGCCACCAUUGAACUAAGAGAAAUGAUUAAGCCACAACCACCUUUUAAUGUGACAAUUGAAAAAAGUGACAAUGAUUAUAAUAUGUCCUGGGAAAUGAUGUACACUGAGGAAGAAAACUACUAUCUGAAUGGAGAACUUGUAUACGAAGUACGCUACAAGACUACAUAUGAUAGCUGGGAGAAUCAAAGAGUUUGCCACAUAUAUAAUGACAUCAGGAGCUAUAUUAUUGCAAAUACUUUAUUUGAAAGUGGUAAAGAGUAUGUAUUUGAAAUUCGUGCAGGAGUGAAUAAUGAGAGUGGCUACUCAGGUACCUGGAGCGAGUGGAGUAAACCUGCCAUUCUAACAAGUCCAUCAGUCAAUAGAAGAUCUUUCACUGAAAUUUUUUCAAUCCUGGUUCUGAGCAUUUCCCUGGCUGUUCUGUCAUUAUAUGCAGGAAAAAUCCUUCACUCCAGGUUACUGAAGAAGCAUUGUCCUUUCAUUCCUAGCCCAGAAGACUUCUUCAAGCCUCUCUACAUUAUUCACAAUGGAGACUUCAAGAGCUGGGUUGGUCACCCUCAUAUGUUUACAGGAUUCGACUUUGUUGAAAAAAACACAGUUGUUCCAAUUGUGAAAAGCAAAGAAGAAUCUGUGAAGAACAUGGUCGAACUGGGAGAUGACAUCACCAGCAGGGCAGCAGACAGAACAAGUAACUGUGGUUUUAUGUGUCGAAGCAUGGCUAGCAACAGUUCUUCUAAACUGUACUUCUCCAGUGGAAGCAUGGCAAGCGUUUUGAAAGAUAACUCCAUCGGUCACAUUUCAAUCGAUACCGUUACUGUCUCAGCUGAAGAUGCACUCUGCUGUCCACAGUGGCCCGGUGCGGAGGAGGAUGAGGCCUACAGAGGCAGUGAUGAAAGCUAUGAUUACUCAUCUGCUGGUGUACUUGAUGGCUCAAGUCUGUCUGAAGAAGACUCCCUUUUGUCCAAUGGACCAGAAAACAGACCAAGCGACAUGGUCAUUUUGUGCAGUUGUGUUUCAGAAGAUACAAAACGCAGUCCAUGCUUUCCUUUGAACUCCAUAAUGUCUUCAAAUCCUAUUGCUCUUUAUGACCUGAUUGGUAACGAUUCUGAACCAGGAGACCAGCGGCACUUACCAGAUGAGGAAAGCCUUUCGUUAAAUUCUUUUGAAUCUAACAGUAGGUCUGAAGGAGAAGAUGGGUAUCCAAAAAUCUGUCUAGAUUUGGACACAAUAGACAGUGGCUUUACAGAAUCAGGCUGCAGUAGUCCAGUUGAAUCAGAUUUUCAUAACAAAGAUGAAACAAAUUUGUCGGUUUUGGGUGAGAGGGAACACUCUUCCAACUACGUCAAGCAGUGGGUUGCCUAUACUGUCUCACCACCUGGUGACUCAUCUUCCUCCAACUAAACAUUACUUUAGUGAAAGUGAAGGCUGUGAUGCAGUUGUCCAUCUGGCAGGAAUGCUGAUCCACUGACACAAACUUUAGGAUUCUUGCAGUGGAAGGACAUCUUUGGUAAAUCGUACUGUUAACGCACUCCAGAUUACUGCACUGUAUGCCAUUGAUUUCACCUUUUCCAUCUGCCUUUUUGACAUGGAACUGUUGCCCAGUUCUGCUUGACAUUGGUCUUCAAUCUGAGCCUUCUGCUUCCCUUUAGCCCGAACUGGAAUGAAAUAUUACAAUAAAUUGAUGGCCUACAAGGCUUGUACAACUGUGAUCUAGAUACAUGUUGGAACCAUCCACCAGAACACACAAAAUAUAAUUUUGCCAAUAACGUACACAUCUGAAAGAUCUGAACAGUAGAUGACAGUGGUGUCUUUCAUGCAGACCUCAGUGCACUCUACGUAAAACAAAGUGUAGACAUUGACCAAGAGCUUAUUUUAAAAAGCACACGUGGUAGCAUCAAAGAAAGCUGGGUAGGACGCUAAACAGAUGAGACUUUGAGCGUCUGGCAACCAGGAGGAACAUUUUUGUGCUCCGGUGGAUCCUCUUUUAUUAGCAAGCUGCAUUGGACUAAAAGAUUUCCUCAGGGGUAAUGUUUUUAAAUUCUCAAUUCAGAGCGACUGUAAGAGGGGUUCGAAUUUGACAGUCCUGCAGAACCAAAAUGUCCAAUCAUCAUUACAAAACUAAACUGUGCUAAGAGGUUUUCAGCUCAUAAACUGAGACAGUGCACACUUCAGAGCUGCAAGUGACAUGUGCGCUGAGGUAAAGGAGAGUGCAGUUUAUAUUUCAACCACAAAGGACAACUGCAGUAGCUUGUCUGACUUAAUAUAAACCUUGCACUUAGCUCCCAGUAAGGAUUAAAAAGUACUACAUUUAUUUAUAAACACCGUCAUAGAUGUGAGAAAACUGACAAGUGUUAUGGCCAAUUUAACAGCAGGACUUUAAAAUUUAGGGCUUGAUGUUUGGUACUGAACGCAAAAUAUGAGCGGUCCCUACAAUUCUUCUGAGCCAGUCUUUUUUGUGCUCAUUAUUGUUGUUUACAUGAAUAUUUGUAUAUGCCUCAAAAGUAUAUAAUUCAUACAGUGUAUAGCAGUUCUACUGAUAAUUGCUGAAGAAUGAUUUUGAAAAAUGUAGUAUUUGUAUGGUCUAUUUUUGGUCAAAUGAUAUUAGUUAUCUGUCCUUUAUGUGGUAUCAAACAGCCAAAUCUCACAAUGUUUGUAUACUAGCAAUGUUCACAAUAUAUGUGAAUUUACAAAAGUUCCUCAGCAGAAAAGCAAAAAAUCUGAUGUGUCCAUGAUUUCCUCCAUA
Erpetoichthys calabaricus (reedfish) is the source of this 3273-nucleotide messenger RNA. RefSeq names its product interleukin 21 receptor, tandem duplicate 1 (gene il21r.1). The transcript has 9 exons. Lineage: Eukaryota; Metazoa; Chordata; Cladistia; Polypteriformes; Polypteridae. Gene Ontology annotation, cellular component: external side of plasma membrane. Gene Ontology annotation, biological process: immunoglobulin mediated immune response; cytokine-mediated signaling pathway. The record is from RefSeq and is a predicted model, not a curated record. Gene Ontology annotation, molecular function: cytokine receptor activity; protein binding. The coding region runs from base 219 to 1931 and encodes 570 amino acids.